This is a messenger RNA of Pogona vitticeps (central bearded dragon), 2089 nucleotides long. It is a transcript of the gene SLC35F2, whose product is annotated as solute carrier family 35 member F2. Lineage: Eukaryota; Metazoa; Chordata; Lepidosauria; Squamata; Agamidae. Gene Ontology annotation, molecular function: transmembrane transporter activity. The record is from RefSeq and is a predicted model, not a curated record. Gene Ontology annotation, biological process: transmembrane transport. Gene Ontology annotation, cellular component: membrane.
CCCUCCGUUUCGUCCCCGCCUCGGAGCCCGCUCUCGCCGCCGGCGCGUCAUGGAAGGCAGCGCAUCGCCCGAGUUGAGCGCGGCCAACGCGGCGGCGGCGGCGGCUCCCGCUCCCGGUUCUCCUCCCGCCCAGCCGUGUGGCAGCGCCCGUCGCCUCUUCUGGGUCCGGCUGAAGGAGAAGCUGUGCACUUGGUACAUUGUGAAAACACUUAUCCUGGGUCAGACACUCUCCUUGUUCAUAUGUGGGACUGCAGUGACCAGCCAAUUUCUAGCUGACAAGUGUGGUGUGAACACCCCAAUGCUACAGAGUUUCAUCAACUAUUGCUUGCUUUUUCUCGUUUACACAACAAUGCUGGCCUUUCGGAAAGACGGUGACAGCCUCUUCCAGAUCCUGAAAAGGAAGUGGUGGAAGUAUAUUUUUCUUGGACUGGCUGAUGUCGAAGCCAACUACACUAUAGUGAAAGCCUACCAGUACACAAGUAUAACAAGUGUCCAGCUCCUAGACUGUUUUGGGAUCCCUGUGCUGAUGGCUUUAUCAUGGUUCAUUCUUCAUGCAAGAUACAAACUGAUCCAUUUUAUUGCUGUCGCUAUCUGCCUGUUGGGUGUAGGGACGAUGGUUGGUGCCGACAUAUUAGCUGGGAGACAAGAUGACGAAGGAAGCAACGUAGUUAUUGGAGAUGUCUUAGUCCUCGUUGGCGCUUCGUUAUAUGCAAUUUCGAAUGUGAGUGAGGAAUACAUUGUGAAAAAUCUGAGCAGAGUGGAAUUUCUAGGAAUGGUGGGCUUGUUUGGGACUAUUAUCAGCGGUGUCCAGCUGGGCAUUGUGGAACAUAAAGACAUAGCUAAUAUUCAUUGGAACUGGAAAAUUGUUUUGCUUUUCCUGGCUUUCGCCCUGUGCAUGUUUGGACUGUACAGUUUCAUGCCUGUGGUGAUUAAAGUUACGAGUGCAACGUCUGUCAACUUGGGUAUUCUGACAGCUGAUCUAUACAGCCUUUUCUUUGGCAUCUUCCUUUUUGGCUACAAGUUUUCAGUGCUCUAUCUAGUCUCCUUUGUGGUCAUCAUGGUGGGCUUCAUCAUGUAUUGUUCCACGCCAACCCGCACUGUGGAAGUCAUCUCACCUAACUUGCCAUCAGCUGCUAGUACCGGAUUUGACAAUUUUGCCUUAAAAAUCGAAGAGAGCCACCUAGAUGCCUUGGUUGUCUCACCUACGGAGCACAACAAAGAAGACAGUCGGGCUGAGGAAAUAGAAUGCUCAAAAUUCACUGCCUUGUGAAAUGCACGGCUUUUAUCAGCUACCCAGAUUACCUUGGAAAUGUCAGUGAACAACAGAUAAUGAACAUUAUGCUGCUCUUAAGGUGGAUGAACUGGAGAGAUACCUGCGGUGGUAUCUCUGCUCAUGCCAAAGUUUGUAUUUCAUUGCAAAAUGAGGGCUACUACCUUGGUUGAAUCAUCUGUGAAGUCAUGUACACUGAAAAUCUAUCUGUAAAGCUGACAGCAGAACAGAAAAGUAAAGACUACUAGGAGAAUUACUAACAAAAUGCUCUGCAGAAAGAAAAAAAACUGAUUCUCCUCAUAACCAAUUAUUUUGAGUAAUAUGGGUAUUUGUGUGUGUCAAGAACCAGGCUGGCAAAAGACUAGACUGUCAAGAAUAUGAAGGGAUGGAAGACACAAAACAUGAUUAAAUUGCCAUUAGUCAGAGAAUUUGAGAAUUGUAAAGGAAAAGAGAGAGUUCUGGUCCAUGAGGACUAGAAACACGAUAUUUUGAAGAGAUGGAUUUGACAACUGGAUUCUGUCUUUGAGCAGUUAACGUGCUUGGUCAUACUAUCUCUUCAGAAUAAUUUGAUUUCACCUUAUCUUUUGGAAACCAACAUAAUUAACAGCCAUUUGCAAUAACAAUUGAUGCUCAUAAACCAAUUUUUGAGUUGAUUAAUGAGUGGCUAAACUAAAGCUGCUGUGAGCUUUCCACUCCCUUCACACUGAUAUUUGUGUCGACCUUUAAUUAUAUCAGCUGACUGAAUCAUUCAGUGGUUUAGGUAUCUGGCUGCAAAGCCAGAGGUUGGGAGUUUGAUUCCCCACUGUGCCUCUUGAGAGA